GCAGGUGUGUUGAAGCAGGGUUGGGGCAAAACUUUGCAGGACAGUGUGUCCCAAUGAGGAGGGUUGAAGACCUCUGUAACAGCAUAUGCAUGAAAUACUUUAAAUACCUAAAUAGGAUAUUUAGUAGGCCUUUCUAGGGUUCUAGAAAGUGAUGUAAUCUCGGUCCACACCUCACUGGGAAUGUUUGUACGUGAUGCUUGAAGGACGCUGCUUUGUUCAAGUCUAACAGGUUUACACACGGUUGAUCCUUUACAGAGUUAAAACGUCAGGCUCGACAACACACAGCUGCCAACAUGUCGAAUUCAAUGAUAGUCACACAGCCACAACCUCUUAUGAUCUCCAGAGAAUCGGAUAAAUGGGGAUCAGGCGUUUGUGAUUGCUGUGAUGAUGUGCCUGAAUGCUGCUUUGGCUUCUGGUGUCACUGGUGUUUUGCCUGUGCGAAAACCAAACGCUUUGGCGAGUGUUUAUGUCUCCCCCUGCUGGAUUUAUGUGGGAUUGUUCCACCCAUUACGCUGUCCAUGAGAGUCUUGAUGCGCAAUCGUUACGGGAUUAAGGGCACCGUUUGUAAUGACUGUCUGAUGGCCACAUUCUGCAGAGCCUGCGUUUGGUGUCAGAUGUCACGUGAGAUGAAGGAUCGAUCUAUCCAGAUCACACUUGUUGGUGCAAAGAAUCUUUAAUCUCUUAUAAAGAGUUUACAUAUAGCAUCAAUUCUACAACAAUCAUCUAUGAAGAGAAAAAUGUCAACUGAAACCCUGAGACUCAAAGACUUUUAUAAUCAAAUCUGAAUGAUGUUGUACUUUGUAAAACUUUUUUUGCAUUUAAUUUUAUAAGUAUAAUCAAUGUGCAAGUCAUUUCAACUUGGAUUUUUUUAUCUCGACUAGUGAAUUGCUGUAACUUAUAAAGUUGAAUUAGCUUGACAUAUUUCAACUUUAUAAGUUACAGCAACUCACGAAGUUAAAAUAAUCAAAGGUGAAAAUCCAAGUUGAUUAUAGUAAUUAAUUUAAGUGCAAAAAAUUAUGUUGUAAAAUACUUGUUUGAAUAGUAUGUCAAUAAUCUGUAAAUCACUUUUGAUAUUUUUGGAGAGCCACAUGAAUAUGCUAUUUUCUACUGAUGUUUUGUCUGUGUUUUAGUCCUGUGUGUUUAGUGAUAUUGUUAAAAAAUAAAUGAAUGUACAGUACUGUUA
Messenger RNA from Misgurnus anguillicaudatus (oriental weatherfish), 1183 nucleotides. It is a transcript of the gene ponzr2, whose product is annotated as plac8 onzin related protein 2. The record is from RefSeq and is a predicted model, not a curated record. NCBI's taxonomy places the organism in Eukaryota, Metazoa, Chordata, Actinopteri, Cypriniformes, Cobitidae.